Messenger RNA from Morus notabilis, 1405 nucleotides. Its product is annotated as B-box zinc finger protein 21. Bases 161 to 1066 code for a protein of 301 amino acids. The transcript is spliced from 3 exons. The record is from RefSeq and is a predicted model, not a curated record. NCBI's taxonomy places the organism in Eukaryota, Viridiplantae, Streptophyta, Magnoliopsida, Rosales, Moraceae. Gene Ontology annotation, biological process: photomorphogenesis; regulation of DNA-templated transcription. Gene Ontology annotation, molecular function: zinc ion binding. Gene Ontology annotation, cellular component: nucleus.
UCUCCAUAUCCGUGAUGUAUUUAUUCUCUUUACUAAUCUUGUUUCUUCUUUUUUCUCUUCCUCGCCAAAAGAGAAGUUUUACUUCAACCCCAGUCCCCAACCCAAACCCUGUCAUAAAACAGACUCUUCUGCAGAAUCCACCGGCGAGCUCUGAGAAAAGAUGAAGAUCCAGUGCGACGUCUGCAACAAGAACGAGGUGUCGGUGUUCUGCACCGCCGACGAGGCCGCCCUCUGCUCCGCCUGCGACCACCGCGUCCACCACGCCAACAAGCUCGCCUCCAAACACCAACGCUUCUCUCUUCUUCAUCCUUCCUCUAAACAAUUCCCCGUCUGCGAUAUCUGCCACGAGAAAAGAGCGUUCUUGUUCUGUCAGCAGGACAGGGCGAUUCUCUGCAGAGAGUGUGAUCACCCGAUUCACUCGGCAAACGAACACACCCAGAAACACAACCGAUUUCUCCUCACUGGCGUUAAGCUUUCUGCUACUUCUGCUAUUUAUGGAUCUUCUUCCUCUGAUAUUUCCGUUCCCAAUCCGAAAAUGACUGAUCAGUCUUCUUCCCUCAAGAAGUCCGUUUCUGUUUCCCCUGCGAUUUCGAAGCCGCCUAAUUCUGUGCUGACCAAGAAUUCAGCUUCGUCCACAUCCACAGCGACAACGACGAUGACGAAUUAUGAUCCGUUGACAAACGACGAGGUUGGUUUGACGAGCAGCAUAUCGGAGUACUUGAUAGAGACGCUUCCCGGUUGGCACGUCGAGGACUUUCUUGACUCUUCCUCUGUCGCCUUUGGUUUCUGUAAGGGUGAUGAUGGGAUAUCGCCGUUUCUGGAUUGUGAUCUGGAGACCAACUUAGGUUCUUUCUCGGCAGAAAAUAUGGGGAUUUGGGUCCCACAAGCACCGGCUGUUGCUCCUCCUGCGUAUCCUACAGAAAUGGGUAAAGUGCUGGUUGGGACAAAGGAGGGCACAAAUUUCAAAGCCAACAGUGCUGCAAGAAGGUGGAGCGAUGAUGGAUUUACAGUGCCACAGAUCAACCUUCCAUCUUCAGGCUCCAAAAGAUCAAGACCCUUUUGGUAGAUUACUGCUAUCAAUUGGCCGAUCAUUUUCUUUUUUUCCCCCUACUUUUUCCUUUUUGGGGAUAAAGCUUGGUUUGUUCUAUUAAUUUGGUUCUAGUUUGACUUUUGUGUUUUUUGGUAUGUGAUGUGGCUGCAACACAGUUCGUGGGUUUUAGGUUUUAAUCGUUUGUUCUUUCUUUGUUCUAUGUAUUUCCGAAACGUAAAGAUCACUGUGAAUAUGCAAAAUUUCCUUCGGUACUGUUUUGCUUUUCACUUUCAAUUUUCAAAGAAGCUGAAGCUUGAACUGCUUUCAUGAUCUUUUUUUUUUCUUUACAUAAUUUUCAUGUUGAAUUAUUAUUGU